UGCUUUGAAUACUUGCGACAUGGCUGCGCGCAUUGAUUGCCAAGAUUGACAGCAGCUCUACCCAUCGUCUCCUCUUGUCUGAGUGUGAGAGAGAGGGAGAUAAAGAACAGAACAGGCGAACAACAAAAGGUACUUGUAGUUUCGGACAGCUGAACUUCACAGAGUAGAGACGGGAUCCCCUCAUAUGGCCCCGUGUGAGCACACUCAAGUUUUCGCUCAACAGAUAGCUCAGUGAUCAUUUUCUACAAAGUGUAUAGUGUGGUAGUGUUUACGCACGGGGAAAGGACGCAUUAAUAUCUUCUCCACGGCUCAGAUCAUCAAGGACUAAUCUGCGGGUGGAUCUUGAGCUUUUUGCAAGACUGAGAAAGGCAGCAUUUCCAACCCGGACUCAGCAUAAGAUAUAGACUCGCUGACGCUGAUGUGCCAGUUUUUACAUGAAUUCAAAAUCAACCGACCACUGAUCACUGGAAGCUGGGGAUUGAGUCUUUCAGUUUUUAACCCCACACGCUGACAUGGAGGGCUUUCUUCGUAGCAGCUUUUUACUGAGCAGAGUCAUGUCUUCCAAGCAAGCCACGUCUCCUUUUGCAUCCGUGGUUGAUGGGGAUGACACCAUGAGUCAGGAGCAUUUGUCUUGGGAAAAAGAGGAGAGUGCCGAGGCCCACGGCACCCCUCAGCUACCCCUGCACAGCCUGCUCCACGGAAAAGCCCAUCCCGAUGAAAUGCAACCGCUCAGCAGCGUGCCGCCAGAGAGUGACUGGGACAGCCUGGUGUCAGCCCAACAGCGCAUGGAAUCUGACAGCAAUAAAGUAUGCUCCCUGUACUCCUUCCGGAACAAUUCCACUUCCCCACACAAGCCGGAGGAGGGGGCCCGGGAGCGAAGUGACCUGCUGAGCGGAUCAGCGUUUGGAACUCCAGAGCGCCGCAAAGGAAGCCUGGCAGACGUAGUGGACACGCUGAAGCAAAAGAAACUGGAGGAGAUGACAAAGACAGAGCAAGACGAUUCCUCAUGCAUGGAGAAACUUCUUUCUAAAGACUGGAAAGAGAAGAUGGAGAGGCUCAACACCAGUGAAUUGUUGGCAGAAGUAAAAGGUACUCCAGAGAGCUUGGCAGAAAAGGAACAUCAGCUCUCCACAAUGAUCACCCAGCUGAUCAGCCUGCGAGAGCAGCUUCUGGCUGCCCAUGAUGAACAGAAGAAGCUUGCUGCCUCACAGAUGGAGAAACAGAGGCAGCAAAUGGAGUUAGCUCGUCAGCAGCAGGAGCAGAUUGCAAGACAACAGCAGCAGCUUCUGCAGCAGCAGCACAAAAUCAACCUCCUCCAGCAACAGAUCCAGCAGGUCCAGGGUCACAUGCCUCCGCUCAUGAUCCCCAUUUUUCCACACGACCAACGCACUCUGGCAGCAGCAGCCGCCGCCCAGCAAGGAUUUCUCUUCCCUCCGGGAAUGUCUUAUAAGCCAGGUGAUAACUACCCGGUGCAGUUCAUUCCAUCCACAAUGGCAGCUGCAGCAGCGUCAGGACUCAGCCCCCUCCAGCUUCAGCAACUGUAUGCCGCCCAGCUUGCCAGCAUGCAGGUCUCUCCUGGAGCCAAGAUGCCUCCACUCCCCCAGCCCAUCAAUGCUAGUGGGCCCAUUUCUCCCUCUUCUCUGAAGAAUGACAAGAGUUCCUCCAGCCCCAUCACUCAAGUCAAGGAGGAGGGAACGCAGCCGCUCAACCUGUCUGCUCGGCCAAAGACGACAGACCUGGUCAAAUCCCCCACGUCCCCGACACAAAACAUGUUCCUCGGCAGUAAAAGCAGCCCAAACAGUCUCCUCAACAAGGGUGGUAUCCCCAGCCCAAUCGGAGGAGGCCUGGGCCGCGGCUCAUCUCUGGAUAUCCUGUCCAGCCUAAACUCUACCGCGUUGUUCGGGGACCAGGACACAGUGAUGAAGGCCAUCCAGGAGGCUCGGAAAAUGAGGGAGCAGAUCCAGAGGGAACAGCUGCAACAUCACCAGCAGGGCAUGGAGGCAAAGCUGUCCGCCCUCAGCUCAGUGGGCCUCAACAACUGCAGAGCUGACAAGGAGAGGGCGCAUUUUGAGAGCAUCGGGCACCACCUCGGCAAGCUGGGUGAGGAAGGAAAGAUUGGCCACAGAGUUAUUGACCUCACAAGGCCAGAGGAUCUUGAUGGGUCCAAGGAUGUAAAUGGCUCUGCAGAUAAACCUCAACCCUAUUAUUGUUGGCCAACAGGAGGCGCUGGAUCCACCGAAGCCCGAGUCUUCAGGGAAGCCCGAGGAAGGAACAACAACGAGCCUCACAUUAAAAGGCCAAUGAAUGCAUUCAUGGUGUGGGCUAAGGAUGAGCGGCGCAAGAUCCUCCAGGCUUUCCCUGACAUGCACAACUCCAAUAUAAGCAAGAUUUUAGGUUCUCGGUGGAAGUCAAUGUCUAACCAGGACAAGCAGCCAUACUAUGAAGAGCAGGCCCGUCUGAGCAAGCUCCACCUAGAGAAGUAUCCAAACUACAAGUACAAGCCGCGGCCCAAGAGGACCUGUAUUAUCGAUGGCAAAAAACUCCGCAUUGGAGAGUACAAGCAGAUGAUGCGCUCACGGCGACAAGAGAUGAGGCAGUUCUUCACUGUGGGACAGCCACCACAGAUCCCCAUCACCACCAGCGCCAGUAUGGUCUACCCUGGGGCCAUCACCAUGGCGACCACCACACCCUCACCUCAGAUGACAUCAGAGUGCUCGAGUGCCUCAGCGAGUCCUGAGCCGUCCAUUCCUGUCAUCCAGAGCACCUACAACAUGAAGCUAGAGCCCAAUACCAUGGCGAACAACAGUGAGCCGGUCAACGGCGAGGAUGAGAUGGACAUGUAUGAGGAUUUUGAGGAUGAGCCCAAAUCAGACUAUAGUAGUGAAAAUGACACACAAGAGCCAGUCAGCGCCAACUAAGACCUCUUGAAUUGAAGAGGGGAAUACAGACACAACACUCACACAGGAGGAUGCCCCCGAGGGCUGGUCUGAUCUGAGGGAGCGAAAGAGCAAAAGAAAACAAAACGACACCACAAAGGUUAAAAAAUGUAAAAAAUAAUAAUAAUAACGAUGUAUCAUUUAGGAGCCAGCAUGCAGAUGUGGCUUCAUCAGAAUCAAAAGCUAUUUGGUCUUAAGUGUUUCUUCAAGUGUGUGAAGCAGUUUGGUUGUGGUAAUUUAGAUUUUUUUUCUAUCUCAUUGUUUAUUUUGUCAUUGUGAUCAUGGACAUUUACACAAUUAGGUCAUUGCCUAGAACAAAAGACGGAACUUGAAAUUGAACAUUUGAUAUAAUUCUUACAGUCAUUUACCUUGUUUUUCCUCUUCAAUUAGAUGAUUUUGAUAUACUGCAUAACUGUUCAAGAUGGGGAUAAUAUUCUCACUCAGGUAUAGUGUGCCAGCCAACAGCUUGUGAAUGUUUUUAAUCAAUAAUUAAUUAUUACCAGUACAAAAUAUCUCAAAAUUCAUAUGGAGUGAUUCCAACUUAUUACA
Plectropomus leopardus (leopard coralgrouper) is the source of this 3485-nucleotide messenger RNA. RefSeq names its product SRY-box transcription factor 6 (gene sox6). The record is from RefSeq and is a predicted model, not a curated record. Gene Ontology annotation, biological process: cell fate commitment; central nervous system development; regulation of transcription by RNA polymerase II. Gene Ontology annotation, cellular component: nucleus. Lineage: Eukaryota; Metazoa; Chordata; Actinopteri; Perciformes; Serranidae. Gene Ontology annotation, molecular function: DNA-binding transcription factor activity, RNA polymerase II-specific; RNA polymerase II cis-regulatory region sequence-specific DNA binding.